Messenger RNA from Heterotrigona itama, 1624 nucleotides. NCBI's taxonomy places the organism in Eukaryota, Metazoa, Arthropoda, Insecta, Hymenoptera, Apidae. The record is from the annotation of a GenBank genome assembly.
AUGCAACAAGUCAUGUGUACUUAAUAUUAUCAGAAUUUACUUAUUUAAACAUUUUCUACAAUUUUACCAUUAGAAAAACAAAUAAACAAGAUUCUUAUAGAUACAUAUGUGAACUUAGUUCUACAGAAUAGCAGUGAAUAUAAUAAUAUAAAUGACUAAACUACGAAUGAUUUGUCACUAAUAAUUCUUUUUGUAAUUUCAGGUGAAAGUAAUAAAGGAUAAUUGGAAUAAAUUGUGCAUACAAAAAUAGUAAAAGCUGUUCUCCAAACAAAAAUAAAAGAAGCAAAGCAUCAUAGAUCAUAUAAAACUUAAGCAUUGCUGUGGUUCAGAAGGGCUCUAUGUGCUCCACAUCAGCUUCAGCAAAUGGUACUUUAGUUUUCAAGAAUAUUGUAUCAGAACAUCAAAGGAGAAUUUCAUCUGCAAAUUAUAAACUUGAUACACGACAGAGACAACAUGCGCAACGAAAUUACUGCAGCAGUACUAUUCUUAGUACAGCUGAUAGAAAAAAACGAAAAAUUUAGUCCUGAUCAAUUGGAAUGUUUUAAACGACGUUUGGUGGAAUUGUUGACGGAACGUUUUAAAAAUCAUUGGUUUCCUGACAAGCCAUUCAAAGGUCAAGGUUAUCGUUGUAUUCGUGUAAAUGGUCAUAAUCGGAGGGAUGCAACUUUGGAAAGUGCUGCAAAUGCUGCUGGAGUGAAAUAUGAAGAUCUAUCAUUACCAGUGGAAUUAACACUUUGGGUUGACCCUAAUGAAGUUUGUUGCCGUUUUGGAGAGAGCAAAGGAUCAUAUUGUACAUUGGCAUCAUUUGAUGAUAAAGAAAAUACUCUACCAAUUUUUCAAGGAAAUCAUGAAGGAUUAGAAAAGGAAAAUAAACAAUCUGAGGGGCCGACUAAGAAAUCCUCUUUGAUUAUUAAUGCAGAUCAGCAACAAAAAUCAAAACCACUAAGCUCUGCUAAUCAAAAUCAACAGCAUAGCAAUAACGGUACAGGUAGGAAACGCAAUCUAAACAGUCCAAGGUUGCAUUUAAAUAGAAAUCGUUCAUGGUUUGGCCACUCCUUUAUGGGCUAUGGUCCUCAUCCAAUAAGUCAACCAUGGUAUAACAUUAUGCCUCCUCACUUUUUGGGUGGUCCAUCUCCACCUCCUUUCAUGGGUCACAGAGGAAACAAGUGGAUUCAUCCACCAUCCUAUCCAACAGGACCUGCCCGGUUCCAUCACUGGUCUCCCAAAGCUGCUCUUAAAGUAUAAAAAAAUCCCUCCUUAUGAAAGUAGUUAAAAAAUCUGUUCCUUUAUAUAAAAAAAAAAUUACAUUUUUUUAUUAAUUAAAAAAUUUUAUGUUUUGAUGUAAAAGUACAUGACAUAAUAAUAUUAACAAUGUAUUUCUAUAUUAUUAAGACUAUUAUUUACAUUUAAAUAUUAAUGUCUUUAUAUUAGGAACAGGUUUAUUAACAUUUCUGACGAAAAUUCUCCAUUCUGUAAUUACAAAUGACCUUGUUCGAGUUACGACUAAGGCUUACGAUUUUUUAUGAUGAGAAAUGUUGCAUUAUUACAUGUUAUAUAUAAAUAAUUAAUUGGAUGAUAGAUGUUUAAUUCCGGAUGCAAGGUUGCUUGUAAAAUAUUAGAUUAG